This is a messenger RNA of Verruconis gallopava, 543 nucleotides long. RefSeq lists its product as uncharacterized. NCBI's taxonomy places the organism in Eukaryota, Fungi, Ascomycota, Dothideomycetes, Venturiales, Sympoventuriaceae. Bases 212 to 517 code for a protein of 101 amino acids. The record is from RefSeq and is a predicted model, not a curated record. The transcript has 2 exons.
GUGCUCUGGCUCCGGCUCUGGCUCUGUGAAAGGUGCCCAGCGAUCCAGACGAGAUGCACACACACACAUAUAUAUAUAUAUAUAUACACCCGCACACCUACACUGUCGGCCGCAGCCUGGAUGUUCCGUCGUCGACGUCGCGCCAUCAUUGUCGCAUUGAAGAUUUAUCAUUCGGCGCUCGUCCGCCCGCCCGCUAAAUGAUGGGGCAGGGAUGCUGAGUAGCUACCUGGCGCUUCGUACCCGCAGCAAGAAAAAAUCCCUGCCGAUGACCGAGGGUCUGGUCAAGGCCGAAGCUUGCAGCUCCCCCCCGAUCUGCGCAAUCGAAGUCCUACUUCUCCGCACGAUGAUGACAAGCGAGCCCCAUAUCAGCAUGCGAACUGCAGGACAUAUGGUUUUGGGCGACUUGAGUCAUGGGCAGCUUUUCGUCAAAAGUGUAAUCUCACCAAUUGCCACAUGGUCUUGCACCAAAACGUUGCGUGUCAGGAGUAAGGCUAGCCGGUUUUGCUUUUUAUUUUAAGGAACAAGAACAAAAAAAAAAUCAAU